Messenger RNA from Salvelinus sp. IW2-2015, 4765 nucleotides. It is a transcript of the gene aqr, whose product is annotated as aquarius intron-binding spliceosomal factor. Gene Ontology annotation, biological process: mRNA splicing, via spliceosome. Gene Ontology annotation, cellular component: catalytic step 2 spliceosome. The record is from RefSeq and is a predicted model, not a curated record. Gene Ontology annotation, molecular function: mRNA binding; helicase activity. Lineage: Eukaryota; Metazoa; Chordata; Actinopteri; Salmoniformes; Salmonidae.
CCUUGUUUCACUAGGAAUCUAAACAUAGCGAACCGGAAAUGUGUCGCACAUAAAACGUUUUGCUUGUGUACAUGCGUAGCGGGAAUCACACAGAUGUUUUGAAAUACCAAGGAAAGUAAGAUAGCGAGUUGAACCCCGACAUGGAGAAUCAAACCCAUGCUAAGAAAGCCUCUGCGCCCUCUGUGUCCCAAAUCAACGCAGAAUAUGUCACACAGUUGUCUAACAGAUACUGGGCUCCCCAUGCCAAGAAUAAACUACCAUUUGACCCAAAGGUUUUGGAGGAUGUCUAUGAGAGAGAGAUUCUCAAGUCCAAGUUCGCCAUUAGGAAGAUCAUGUUGUUGGAGUUCAGUCAGUACCUAGAGAACUACCUGUGGGUGAACUAUAAUCCUGAGGUCUCCAGUAAUGCCUACCUCAUGUCCAUCUGCUGCAUAGUCAAUGAGAAGUUCAGAGAGAACGUCCCUGCCUGGGAGGUGUUUAAGAAGGAGCCCAGCCACUUCCCGUACUUCUUUAAGUGUGUGAUGGAGGCCGUGCUGGCUGGAGAGGAGGCUGGCCUGACUCUGAAGGAGCAGACUGUACUGUUGGUCUUCCUUGACCACUGCUUCAACAGCCUGGAGGUGGAUUUGAUUAGAGAGCAGGUGCAGCAGCUCAUCUCACUGCCCAUGUGGAUGUGUAUCUUACCUUCUAGACUGCAACACGAGCUGAAGAAAGUUCCCAAGCUCCAAAAGUUCUGGAAUCUGAUCAAGAAGAAUUUUGACAAGCUGGAAGGCAAAGCAUCAGAGCAAGCUAAGAUGGAGAGGACGUUCCUCUCUGCUCUCAUUAAGAAGUUUCUUGGUGUUCUGGUGUCCAUUUCCCCAGCAGGCCCUGUACCCAUGGAGAAGGUGCACUACUGCGAGAGGUUCAUCGAGCUCAUGAUUGACCUGGAGGCCCUGCUGCCCACCAGGCGCUGGUUCAACACGGUGCUGGACGAUUCCCACCUUGUGGUGAGCUGCCACCUGUCCAGUCUCAUGCAGAGAGAGAAGGAGGGUCACCUCUUCUGCCAGUUACUGGACAUGCUGAAGUUCUACACAGGCUUUGAGAUCAACGACCAGACGGGCAACGCCCUGACGGAGAAGGAGAUGACCACGCUCCAUUACGACAGAAUCACUUCACUGCAGAGGGCCGCCUUUGCCCAUUUCCCAGAGCUGCAGGACUUUGCCCUGUCCAAUGUGGCAGCAGUGGACACACGGGAAUCCCUUACAAAACAGUUUGGUCAUCUCAGUUCCAACACUCUCCACAGGGUGGCCUCGUAUCUAUGCCUCUUACCAGAGCUGGCAGAGGGACAGGACACCACCUAUGAGAAGGAGGUCCUCCUGGAGCUGCUGGUGUCUCGUCAUGAGAGGAGAAUCUCCCAGAUUGAGCAACUUAAUCAAAUGCCUCUUUAUCCAACGGAGAAGAUUAUCUGGGAUGAGAACAUCGUCCCCACUGAGUACUAUUCUGGCGAAGGUUGUCUGGCUCUGCCGAAGCUGAACCUGCAGUUCCUGACCCUCCAUGACUACCUGCUGAGAAACUUCAACUUGUUCCGUCUGGAGUCCACCUACGAGAUCAGACAGGAUGUGGAGGACGUGGUGACUCGCAUGAAACCAUGGCAGUCAGAGUAUGGUGGUGUGGUGUUUGGGGGCUGGGCCAGGAUGGCUCAGACCAUCACAGCCUUCUCCAUUGUGGAGGUGGCCAAGCCCAACAUCGGCGAGAACUGGCCCGCCCGUGUCCGAGCGGACAUCACUGUCAAUCUCAACGUACGAGACCACAUCAAACACGAGUGGGAAGGGCUGCGUAAGCACGAUGUUUGCUUUCUGGUCACGGUGCGGCCCAACCUGCCCUACGGCACGCGCUUUGACCGCCGCCAGCCCUUUGUGGAGCAGACAGGCCUGGCUUACGUGAGGGGCUGCGAGGUGCAGGGCAUGCUGGACGACAAAGGCCGUGUCAUCGAGGAAGGCCCUGACCCCAAGCCCAAACUGAGAGGAGACACCAGGACGUUCAGAGUGUGGCUGGACCCUAACCAGUACCAGCAGGAUAUGACCAGCAGUAUUCAGAACGCCACUGAGGACCCCUACGAGUCCUUCAACAUCAUCAUGAGACGCAAGCCCAAAGAGAACAACUUCAAGGCUGUCUUGGAGACGAUCAGGAACCUGAUGAACACUGAGUGUGUGGUCCCAGAAUGGCUCCAUGACAUCAUCCUGGGCUAUGGUGACCCGGGCUCUGCCCACUACUCCAAGAUGCCCAAUCAGAUCUCCUCCCUGGACUUCAAUGACACCUUCCUGUCGAUUGACCACCUGAGGUCCUGUUUCCCUGGUUACACUGUCAAGGUCGCCGAGGACAACCCUGAGCUGCAGAUACCCCCUUUCAGAAUCAAGUUCCCUGUGCAGAACAAGGUAGACAAAGGCAAGAAGAGGAAGGCAGACUCUGAGGAGAAAAAGGAGGAAGAAAAAACGCUUCUAGUGGAGCCUCACGUCACGCCCAACCGGGGACCCUACCCCUACAACCAGCCCAAACGAAAUACCAUCCAGUUUACACCAACUCAGAUUGAGGCCAUCCGCGCUGGGAUGCAGCCUGGACUGACCAUGGUGGUGGGUCCUCCAGGUACAGGAAAGACGGAUGUGGCCGUCCAGAUCAUCUCCAACCUCUACCACAACUUCCCUGAGCAGAGAACCCUCAUAGUCACACACUCCAACCAGGCUCUGAACCAGCUGUUUGAGAAGAUCAUGGCUCUGGACAUAGACGAGCGUCACCUCCUGCGUAUGGGCCAUGGAGAGGAGGCUCUGGAAACCGAGAAGGACUUCAGCAGGUAUGGGCGUGUGAACUACGUGCUGGCCAGGAGGCUGGAGCUGCUCAGAGAGGUGGGUCGUCUGCAGGAGAGUCUGGAUGUCCCUGGAGACGUGUCCUACACCUGUGAGACCGCCGGACACUUCUACCUCUACCAGGUGAUGUCUCGCUGGGAAGAGUACAUGAGCAAGGUCCGGUCUAAGCAGGGCUGUCCGGUGGAGGCCGAGGCCGUGGCAGCACACUUCCCCUUCCAUAAGUACUUCUCCAACGCCCCCCAGCCUGUGUUCUACGGUCGCUCCUACGAAGAAGACAUGGACAUUGCAGAGGGCUGCUACCGACACAUCAAGAAGAUCUUUACCCAGCUGGAGGAGUUCCGGGCCUUUGAGCUGCUGAGGAGUGGACUGGACCGUUCCAAGUACCUGCUGGUGAAGGAGGCUAAGAUCAUCGCUAUGACCUGCACCCACGCUGCUCUCAAACGCCAUGACCUGGUAGAGCUGGGCUUCAAGUAUGACAACAUCUUGAUGGAGGAAGCAGCUCAGAUCCUGGAGAUAGAGACCUUCAUCCCUCUCCUGCUGCAGAACCCAGAGGACGGUUACAGCAGGCUGAAGCGUUGGAUCAUGAUAGGAGACCACCACCAGCUGCCCCCCGUCAUUAAGAACAUGGCCUUCCAGAAGUACUCCAACAUGGAGCAGUCCCUGUUCACCCGCUUCGUACGCCUAGGGGUGCCCACCGUUGACCUGGACGCUCAGGGACGUGCCCGCGCCAGUCUGUGUAACCUGUAUAACUGGCGCUAUAAGCAGCUGGGGAACCUGCCCCACGUACAGCUCUUGCCCCAGUUCCAGGCCCCCAACCCUGGCCUGACCUUCGACUUCCAGCUAGUCAACGUGGAGGACUUCAACGGAGUGGGAGAGUCCGAGCCCAACCCUUACUUCUACCAGAAUCUGGGUGAGGCAGAGUACUGUGUCGCUCUGUUCAUGUACAUGCGUCUGUUGGGUUACCCUGCCGACAGGAUCAGCAUCCUCACCACCUACAAUGGACAGAAACACCUCAUCAGAGACGUCAUCAACCAGCGCUGUGCUGGGAACCCCUUCUUUGGACAGCCCAACAAGGUGACGACGGUGGACAGGUUUCAGGGUCAGCAGAAUGACUACAUCAUCCUGUCACUGGUCCGCACCAGAGCUGUGGGACAUCUGAGACGGGUCAGUCUGUUCCAGAACUGCUUUGAGCUGAGCCCUGCCUUCAACCAGCUCACUGCCAGACCCAUGAAGCUCCACAUCAGACCCAAUGAAUACUACACACAGGGACAGCCUAGAGAGCCUCGUUCGUCCCAGCCCGACCAGGUGAUCAAGAACAUGCCGGAGAUGGCCAAUCUGGUCUACAACAUGUACAUACACAUGAUCCAGAGCACCCAGCAGUACAGACAGCAACAGCAGAAGCUCCUGCCUCCCCCUCGGCAGACCCAGGCAGAGGAGGACCAAGCCGAGCCCCCAGUUGAAAUGGAGAACAAGGAAGAGCCCCCAGUUGAAGUGGAGAACCAGGAAGAGACCCCAGUUGAAGUGCAGAACAAGGAAGAGACCCCGAUGGAGCAGGAGCCCUCAGGGGAGACCGGCACAGAGAAGACCCCACAGGAGACACCAGAGAAGGUGCAAGAGGAGCACCCCAAAAUGCCAGAGCACCCUGGCCGAGAUAGCGAUAGUGAUGGAGAGGAGAGUGAUGAAGCGGAAGCACCUUAGUGGGGCCUCUCUGUGGGCCUCUGCACUGCUUUAUCUGGCCAUAGAUGGGGCCAGAACUGGACUGUCCCUUAGAAAAGAGGUUGGAGCUAAAAAUGAUUAUCCUGUUUUAGAAUUUUUUUUCUACUGAAGCCGUGAACAUGUCUUGAAGCCUUGAGGAUAAUGUUUAAUUCGAUUUUCCGAAAUGGUCUGUUUUGUAAUCGAUACUUUUUUAGUAAAAUACUUCUCAAUGUGAA